Chelonoidis abingdonii (Abingdon island giant tortoise) is the source of this 3185-nucleotide messenger RNA. Its product is annotated as carboxyl-terminal PDZ ligand of neuronal nitric oxide synthase protein-like. The record is from RefSeq and is a predicted model, not a curated record. NCBI's taxonomy places the organism in Eukaryota, Metazoa, Chordata, Testudines, Testudinidae. Gene Ontology annotation, molecular function: nitric-oxide synthase binding.
CUCGGGGCUGGCAGCGGGCGAUGCCCCGGGGCUGGGCGGCGCCUGAGCGCCCGGGAAGAUGCCGGUGAAGAACAGGUACAACCUGGUGGACGAUGGCUGCGACUCGCGGGUCCCCCUGCACAACGAGGACGCCUUCCAGCACGGGAUCCACUUCCAGGCCAAGUACAUCGGUAGUCUGGAUGUGCCGAGACCCAACAGCCGUGUGGAGAUCGUAGCAGCCAUGAGAAGGAUUCGGUAUGAAUUCAAAGCAAAGAACAUCAAGAAGAAGAAAGUGAGCAUCAUCGUUUCUGUGGACGGGGUGAAGGUAAUUCUACGCAAGAAGCAGAAGAGAAAAGAAUGGACCUGGGACGAGAGUAAGAUGUUAGUGAUGCAUGAUCCUGUCUACAGGAUCUUCUACGUGUCACACGACUCACAGGACCUCAAGAUUUUCAGUUACAUUGCAAGGGAUGGCGCCAACAACUCGUUCAGAUGCAAUGUUUUCAAAUCCAAAAAGAAGAGCCAGGCCAUGCGGGUGGUGCGGACAGUGGGCCAGGCCUUCGAGGUGUGUCACAAGCUGAGCCUGCAGCACGCACUGCAGAACGCGGACGGCCAGGCGGAUGGCGCCAGUGACAAGUCUGCGGAAGAGCAGCCUCUAGAAGUUCACCAGCAGCGGGGAGCCAAGAUAGUGGAUGUUGAUGAGGCUGACGUGGACUCCGAUGGCCUUGGCCUGUCUGAGAGGGGCACUGAGGAGCUGCCCUCCCCCAUCGGGGAGCUGGGCAUACUGAAAUCUGGACAGAUCUUAACAGACAAGAGCUGUCAGGAUGCUGACAACUGCUCCAUCUACCCCUCUGUGUCCCAGCAACUGCUGAGUGCAAGCAGCCCCUGCUCCUCUGCCUCGACAACCCCGCUGGCCUCCCAGCACUGCCUGCAGCUCCUCCAGCAUCAGCUACUGCAGCAGCAGCAGCAGACACAGGUGGCUGUGGCACAGGUGAAGUUGCUGAAAGACCAGCUGACUGCUGAAACAGCCGCCCGCAUCGAGGCUCAGGCCCGGGUACGCCAGCUGCUGCUGACCAACCGUGACCUGCUGCAGCAUGUCUCCCUGCUGGUGAAGCAGCUGAAGGAGCUGGAGAUCAAGAUGCAGCACAGGCAGUCAGUUGACAGAUCCUUGCAGAACCUGUCCCUGGCUCAGUCCCUGUCUCUGAACCUGAAGAACCAUUACAGCCUGGAAAUCAACCUGCCCUCCACCUCCACUCCAGCCAGUGUCCUGGGCAGCCCGCUGGCCCCUGGCUCGCUGGCUCUGCUGGGCACCAGCGCCUCCUACCUCAACCUCCUGAGCCUGGAGAAAAGCAGCAAGGGCCCGAUGGCCACGGACGGGGACGAACGCCUGGUGGUGCUGGAAGGGCAGGAUGGUCUGUACCGGCGGGUGGAGGGCUCCGAGGUCAGCGACCAGGCUCUGCUCAACGGUGGCGGCAGGCAGAAGGCAGGCGACUCGAGCAGCAGAGCAGAGGACGAGAGGUCUCAGCAGCCCAUCCCCAAACUCAAUCCCCCGCCGCCCAUCCUGCGGAAGAGGUCGAGCAAGACGUCCCCGAGCCUGGAGGUGGAAUCCAAGCCUGAGAAUGCUGCUCCUGUAUCGCUGCCCAGCCCCAACGCGUCCAGUCUCACUAGCGUCACCACCUGCUCGCUCGCCAGCUCCGAGUUCGAGUCGGACACCAGGACUCCUGCCCCUGGCACGGAGUUCUUCCCCAACCAGGGGGCCCGGCCGGCAUGGGGCAAGGACAGGACUGGCGAGAACGGCCAUGUGUCCCCCAUGUCUGGCACCUCCCGUUCUUCGGAAGGGGCUCUUGCCCCUGGAGAGAUGGCUAGCAAGAACCCAGCGAGACACCCAGCAGGCACGGCCUGCACCAUGGACAGCACCUUGCCAUUCUCCUCUGCGGGCACCGAAACCUGCUUGCACAUCAGCUUCUCAGAGGAUGAGCUGCUGGAGAACGAGGUGGAUGAGGCCAGGGGGCUCAGCAGGGUCCCUGCUUAGCCCCCAGUUAACUGGAAAGCUGUGCAGGUGCCAUCAUUACCCAAUGUUAGAAUUUAGGUUGGCACAGACCUCGGGGUAACUAGAAUUCUUAGUGCUUAGCCCAGGAAGCAGGUUGCCUCCCCUGGCUUCUCUGCAACACGUAGCAGCCAGGCUGGUUUUGUAACGCCCUCCCCAACAGGCUGCUGGGGGUUACAGGACGAGGCCAGGUUAGUCCAAGCCCCCUGAAGCCCCCCAAGAGAUCACAGGCUGUGGGCUGCAGACCCCACUGCAGCAGACAUUGGCUUGGAGAGCAAAUGGUAGAGUGCUGCUACAACCGUCCUCCCAACCCCCAGGUGGCUGAGGGCCUCUCCUCGUCCCACUGUUCUGCUCCGUGCAGUCCAGUGCCGCACACGCAGCAGGGUGCCUCUCUGAAACGCUGCUCUGGGAAGGUGGUGCUCAUUUACUGCCAUGAUUCUCGCUGCCCCAGUCAUGGUCGGCUGCUGUGUCUGCCAGACAGCGCUAUCCUCCGCCAUGCCCCAACCUGCCAUCUCCAUUGCUCUCCGGCCAGGCUGCCACGCCGCUGAACAUGCCUGAACAGCUGUGGUGCCAGUUUAGGUGCCGCUUGUUUACCCCGGCCAGAGGAGGCAAGUCUGUUCCAGUCCAUGUUUGCUCCUUUGCUGCUCAGCCCAGCUGGGGCCCAGGUCUAGGCUCCCCCACUUCGCCAGCACUGGUGUCUGACUUGUGACAAGCGUCCCUGAUGCUGUGCAAUACGAGUCUCUUGGCUGGGGAGAUUAGAUCCUGCCUAGCGAGCCCCAAAUGGGCACAAGUGCAAAUCCUCAGAUGCGCCACUCCUGACCACUUGGGAAUGGAACCAGUUUAUCAGCUUCUUGAACAGGAAACUCUGCAUCGGUAGGUCUGGGCACAGGCAGAGCAGGACCAGGGUGCUGACAGGCUCUUUGAAAUGCCCCCUCCAGCUGCUAAGCUGGAGAAUACCAUGGGAAGCUGUCUGGGCAGGGGUAGGCAGAGCACAAUGACCCUGAUUAACAAUCCAAGUCUCCCUGUCUCCCCACUCUGCAUCUGAUGGGAACAGACAGGGCCAGGAUGCGAACCUGUUAUGCUGGCUCCAUGGGUCUGUUCCCUUCUCACACUGAUCCCCUUGGCUAAUGGGACAGGAAAAACAGCUACUGUGUGGUAAGGG